Mus caroli (Ryukyu mouse) is the source of this 1581-nucleotide messenger RNA. RefSeq names its product OTU deubiquitinase 6B (gene Otud6b). The record is from RefSeq and is a predicted model, not a curated record. Gene Ontology annotation, biological process: protein deubiquitination. Gene Ontology annotation, molecular function: cysteine-type deubiquitinase activity. Lineage: Eukaryota; Metazoa; Chordata; Mammalia; Rodentia; Muridae.
GCGCAGGCGCCCUAGCCCAUGUCGGCUUCUCCUGGUUUCAGUGGUUAGACCUGGAUCCGGAGCCGCCUUGAGGCGGGGCUGGGCCUUCCCCGCGGCCAAUGGCGCCCCGGGUGAGGGUUGAGGAGUGGGUGGUGCUGGCUCUCCUGAGGUGUGGAUCUCCUUCAGCGCGUGUGCCGGGCCGCCUGGUCGUCAUGGAGGAGGUCGUGGCUGAAGAGCUCGAUGAUGAGGAGCAGCUGCUGAGAAGGCAUCGGAAGGAGAAGAAGGAGCUGCAAGCCAAAAUUCAGGGAAUGAAGAACGCUGUUCCCAAAAACGACAAAAAGAGGAGGAAGCAGCUCACGGAAGAUGUUGCUAAAUUGGAGAGAGAAAUGGAGCAAAAACACAGGGAAGAACUGGAGCAAUUGAAGCAAUUGACUUUCAAGGACAGUAAGAUAGAUUCUGUUGCUGUUAACAUUUCAAACUUGGUACUUGAGAAUCAACCACCUCGGAUUUCAAAAGCACAAAAGAGACGGGAAAAGAAGGCUGCAUUGGAAAAGGAGCGGGAAGAAAGAAUAGCAGAGGCUGAAAUUGAGAACUUAUCUGGAGCCAGACAUCUUGAGAGUGAAAAACUUGCUCAAAUAUUGGCAGCCAGAGAAUUGGAAAUUAAACAUAUUCCAUCUGAUGGUCAUUGUAUGUAUGGAGCACUUGAGGAUCAGCUGAGAGAACAAGACUGUGCACUGACUGUGGCUACCCUAAGGAAGCAGACUGCUGAGUAUAUGCAAAGCCAUUCAGAUGACUUCCUGCCGUUUCUAACAAACCCCAGCACAGGAGAUAUGUACACGCCAGAAGAGUUUGGGAAGUACUGUGACGAUAUUGUAAACACAGCGGCAUGGGGCGGUCAGCUCGAGCUAAGAGCUCUGUCUCACAUCUUACAAACACCAAUCGAGAUACUACAGGCAGAUGCUCCUCCUAUUAUAGUUGGUGAAGAGUAUCCGAGGAAUCCAUUAGUACUAGUAUACAUGAGGCAUGCCUAUGGCUUAGGAGAACAUUAUAAUUCUGUUACACGGUUGGUGAACUCAGCUACUGAAAAUUGCAGCUAGUUUACAGAAUGUUACAGUUUCAUAGAGUGUGCCAAUCUACCAAGUGCUAGAUUGUUGUAAAUGCUACUGAAGAACACAGCUACCUUACAGGAGUUUUAUGAAUAAGCUUACUAACAGCUUUAAGAAACACGUUGGAUUAACUUUAACCAGUGCUCUCUCAGUGGCAGUUUGUGGAGGACGUCAUCACACACCAAGGUGUUUCUCUUCCCGAUAAUUAUUUUUAGGUGUCCUGCUCAUUCUGGUUUGGAAUAAAUUUUGUUUUAGAUUUUGGCCCCCCCAGCUUUAUGUUGCAAAAAUGAAGAUUUCAAUUUAAUUUUUCUUAAAAGUGUGGAGACUCAGUCUCUGUCAUCAUAGGAACAUUGUCAUGACAGCAGGUUUAUCAGUCUUAUAAAGUGCUCGUGAUCCCAGUGACCUUGGUGUUACUAGGGUCAGGAGUGUGCCGCUUUUUAUGCAGCACAUCUCUGCUGCUAAGAGGAAACUACUACAGUAGUUAAGACAUUUUGAA